Molecule: messenger RNA, 615 nt
Organism: Gamsiella multidivaricata
Lineage: Eukaryota; Fungi; Mortierellomycota; Mortierellomycetes; Mortierellales; Mortierellaceae
Product: flavoprotein
Exons: 6
Coding region: 1-615 (204 amino acids)
Biological process (GO): coenzyme A biosynthetic process
Cellular component (GO): phosphopantothenoylcysteine decarboxylase complex
Molecular function (GO): FMN binding; phosphopantothenoylcysteine decarboxylase activity
Source: RefSeq, a predicted model, not a curated record
AUGAAUUUUGUUAACGGCGCCAAAGUUUCGCAGCCAAGAAAACGGGUCCUUAUUGGGGCCACUGGAAGCGUUGCGAGCGUGAAAAUACCCAUCAUUGUUAAAACUCUCUUGGAGGAAAUGUCGGAGCAAGUGGAGGUCAAGGUGGUGACUACGGAUGCUGCGCUCCAUUUUUUCGACCGUAAAACCAUCCCUGUAGAAGUGCUAGCGGAUCGGGACGAAUGGAGUGCUUGGAGCAAGAUACCUGAUCCCGUAAUGCAUAUCGAUCUUCGAAAUUGGGCAGAUAUGAUCAUUAUUUGCCCGUUGGAUGCCAAUACAUUGGCCAAGCUUGCCCAAGGUCUUUGCGACAACCUAUUAACGUGCAUUUUGCGCGCAUGGGAUGAACGCAAACCGGUGAUUGUAUGCCCGGCGAUGAAUACCAACAUGUGGAACCACAAGUUCACGGCAAUGCACCUUUCUACUCUGACCGAUAUCCUUGGCUACCAAGUCAUCCCUCCCAUCAGCAAACUGCUUGCCUGUGGUGACCUAGGUAUUGGUGCUAUGGCUGAUUACCGGACUAUCGUGAAUGAGAUCAAGAAGCAAGUCAAGCUAAUGAGUGUGCCUGAAGAAACGUUAUAG